Molecule: messenger RNA, 1130 nt
Organism: Ilex paraguariensis (yerba mate)
Lineage: Eukaryota; Viridiplantae; Streptophyta; Magnoliopsida; Aquifoliales; Aquifoliaceae
Source: the annotation of a GenBank genome assembly
CAUCAAUUCAGACGAAGGGAGGAGAGAGAAAGGCCAAAAGGCGAAGACAAGCAAAGCAAGCCAUGGCUUCUUCAAGUUCGCCACCGUUGCUCCUCUUCCUUCUCUCAGUUACUCUAUUGAAUAUCGUCGUUGUCUCUACCUCUUCACAUAUCUCUCUACGGCACGAAACUGUAAGAGAAAGAAGAGAAGUUGCACGUGGAGUAUUUGGGCGACGAAUUCUGAUGAGUUUUAAGGAAACUGCUGCAGGUGGCAAUGUUACUUUCGAUUGCUCUCGUUCGGGUCCUUGCGUUGCCUGCGCUUACUCUGAAAAGAAUGAUGAGAAAUAUCGCUGCAGUGAAACUGGAUAUCGUCUCCCUUUGAAAUGUGUAGAAGUUGGAGCCGCUUCAAAGGAAAAAGACAGCAAAAAAAGGCAGAAUGGUCGAUCUGCUCUUGAAAACACUAUUAAUGAAGUGAAACCACAGGCCAUGUUACAUAAUACAGAAGAGCUAACUAUUUCACUAACACAUAGGAUUAUGCUGGAUGGUUCAUCCACAUCAGAUGGUGGCUCACAGUUUUACAUUACGUACAGAAGCUGUAUACCUGCAGUUGAUGAAGAGAAGCUAUCAGUACUUGGUUUUGAGGGGAUUAUGUUUUGUAUGCUUCUGUUAAGCGGUUCAUUUGUAUAUUUUAGAAGAAAGCGAACAGGUGCCAUGUCUGCCACAGGAGCAGUGAGAGUUCCAACCAGUUCAAGGUUUUAAAUCGGAAUCUUUGGACGUUAUAAGGCGUAAGUUACCAUGAUUAGCAGAUCGUUUAAAUAGUUAAUUACUGAGGUAAAAUCAAAGAUCAUACAUAGUAGUUCUAGUAUUUGUGUAUUUCCUUUGGUUUUUUCCUGUCAUGUAAUCAGUUAUUUGCGUUUUUGUCUCCUUUUCAUUUUCUAACCUGCACUGUUGCUAUCACCACAAGAAAAGCAAUGUAGCUGGUUGACAUGAGGUAUGAUUAUUGUACCAGCUGUUUUUGUUUGUCCAUUUUAUAGAAAUGUUACAUGUUAUAAUCGACAUACAAUAACGAUGUUGUUGUAUAAUUUUUUUAUAGCAGCGUUUAUUUUGUAUUUUCCCUGUUGUCCUGUUCAGGUUUAUUCCCUUUUUUCCAAG